AUGUACAGACAGGUACUUGUGCACCCGGACGAUCGUGACUAUCAAAGAAUUCUCUGGCGUCAACACACUGAUGAUCCCAUCGAAGAAUUUCGUUUGAGGACGGUCACGUUCGGAGUCUCCUCAAGUCCGUUCCUCGCUAUGAGGUGCAUCUUGAGAUUGGCGGAGGAAGCCAAGACUUCACAUCCUGUCGCUAGUGAAAUUUUGUCAGAUCAAAUUUUUGUUGAUGACGUAGUGACAGGAGCUUCUGAUCUGAACACAACUCGAACGGUGAGAGCUGAGCUCAUCGAUCUCCUAAGUCAAGGGUGUUUCGAAUUGCGAAAGUGGUCGAGCAAUAGCAAUGAAUUUUUAUCUGACUUGCCUGACGACGUCCGUGAAGGACCGUUGUCAUUUGAACCUCAAAAUGAAGGGUCCGUAAAGGUACUCGGUGUGAAAUGGAACCCUACUUCUGAUGUGUUCAUGUAUCAUAGCAGAAUUACCAACACUGAGAUGACAAAACGUGCCGUGCUUGCUAACAUAGCUUGCAUAUACGACCCCUGUGGCUGGUUGAUGCCAAUUGUAUUUAAGGCGAAGGCCUUCAUGCAAAGGUUGUGGCUUUUAGGGAUCGGCUGGGAUGACCCCUUACCUGAUGAUGAACAGAAUCAGUGGCUUGCUUUUAUUGGGGAGUUCUCCAGCUUAUCAGAUAUUAAACUAAGCAGAUUUGUCUUGCCUACUGAUGGCAGCAAAUUUUCUCUUCACGCAUUUUCAGAUGCGUCACUUAAAGGUUACGCUGCUGUGGUCUACCUUCGUGUCGAGAGGAUCAAUGGUGAAGUGGAAGUCCACUUGCUGUUAUCCAAGUCCAAAAUUUCUUCCUUGAAACAGAAAUUGACUAUUCCACGUCUAGAGCUAUGUGGAGCCCUCCUAGCGGCUAAACUUGUUAAACGUGCUUCAGAAUUGUAA
Cydia strobilella is the source of this 936-nucleotide messenger RNA. RefSeq lists its product as uncharacterized. The transcript has a single exon. The record is from RefSeq and is a predicted model, not a curated record. NCBI's taxonomy places the organism in Eukaryota, Metazoa, Arthropoda, Insecta, Lepidoptera, Tortricidae. Bases 1 to 936 code for a protein of 311 amino acids.